Onthophagus taurus is the source of this 1050-nucleotide messenger RNA. RefSeq names its product dnaJ homolog subfamily C member 8. The record is from RefSeq and is a predicted model, not a curated record. Gene Ontology annotation, cellular component: nucleus. Lineage: Eukaryota; Metazoa; Arthropoda; Insecta; Coleoptera; Scarabaeidae.
GACAGUUUAAAACUGACAUAAGAAAUGUCAAAAAUUUGUAUACAUAAAUAAUCUUCUCAAAAAAAAAAUAACAACUUUUUUAGCGAUAUUUUAAAUGACAUGGCACAACCGGCGGUUACGGAACGAAAAGAAGUAGCGUUUAACGAGUUUUACACGGAGGUGAAAGAAAUCGAGAAAAGAGAUUCCGUUUUAACACCAAAACAACAAAUAGAGCGCCUAUUACGACCUGGCUCGACGUAUUUUAAUUUAAACCCAUUCGAAGUGCUCCAAGUUGAGCCAGAAAUCCCCAUCGAAGAAAUUAAAAAGAAAUAUCGAAGGUUAUCAAUUUUAGUACAUCCGGAUAAGAACCAAGACGAUGCAGAGCGUGCCCAACAGGCUUUUGAGGUGGUUAAUAGGGCCUGGAGGACGCUAGAAAGUGAGGAAUCUAGAAAAAAAUGCAUGGAUAUUGUUGAGGAGGCGAAAGGAAGGACUGAUUUAAUGUUGGCAGAAAAACGAAAGAAAGCAAAAAAAGAGGGAAAAGACUCUGUUCCUGAGGAUGACCCCGAAAAGUACAAACACGCCAUUUAUGUUCUGACAAUGAAACUUUUUGCAGAUAUGGAAAGAAAGAGGCGAGAGCUAGCCGAAAGGGAUCAAGAAGAAAGGAAAAGGAAAAGAGAACAAGAAUUAGAAGAAGAGGAGAAACAAAAAGCUGAGAAGGAGUGGCAAAAAAAUUUUGAAGAGUCGCGUCAAAAUCGCGUCGAAAGUUGGCAAUCCUUUAAGGCGGGAUCUUCGAAAUCGAAGUCGACGAAAAAAAUGAAAAUGUUUAAGCCGCCCAAAAACAAACCCGAAUCUAGAUAGAAUACGAUUUAAGUAAGAUAUUUAUUUUUCAUUACUUUCAAUCACAAAGAAUACCAAGAUAAGCUCGUUUUUUUGCCUGGUUUUUUUGUCUUUCAUCUUAGGUAAGAGUAAUUUUUACUUUAUUGUAAAAAAGGAGCCGAUUUAUCGAUCAUUUCUCUUUUUUGUUAUUGUAUAACUUAGGAUAAGUAUAAAUAAAUGCUUUUUAAAAAAAAA